Suillus subalutaceus is the source of this 3006-nucleotide messenger RNA. RefSeq lists its product as uncharacterized. The record is from RefSeq and is a predicted model, not a curated record. NCBI's taxonomy places the organism in Eukaryota, Fungi, Basidiomycota, Agaricomycetes, Boletales, Suillaceae. Gene Ontology annotation, biological process: mRNA splice site recognition. The transcript has 6 exons. Gene Ontology annotation, molecular function: mRNA binding. Gene Ontology annotation, cellular component: cytosol. Bases 171 to 2852 code for a protein of 893 amino acids.
CAUCGCUAUCAAUCAGUCUUAUUUUCUAUUUCUAUUGCUCUCUUGCAGUCGUUUUUUACUCGCUUUUUCUUUUACAUUUUUUCAGAGCGCACCUGCCCUGCUAUCCACCUUUUGUCCACAGUUCACAGUUUCCAACUUUCAUCCUUUGAUCUCCCUCUCGUCGUAAUUAUAUGUCUCGUCUUGACUUUCACGACUUUAGCUAUCCUCCUGGUGUGGCAUACUCUCGUUCAGCCGCAGAAAUCGACCACCACAUGUCCAACCACCACCCUUCCAACUCUCCCACUCAUCCUGUGCCAGGAGAUCGACGCAUGCCCAACGGAUUAGGUGUCUAUCUUCCCAACACGAGCAGUUCGGCAUUAAUACCCCGCUCUAUUGGUAUUCAGCCAGACAAGGAAUACAACAGUAUUGGAAUAAUCCCAGAAGCAUUUCAAGUCGCUCCAAAUAGACACACAUCUACCCAACACCUCUCAUCUUCUAACCACCACCGUCCUCCUCCCGUCCCCCACAGCAGCUCGCCCGCCGCUCUCUCUAUAAAUACCAAUUACUACAACGCCCCCUCCGACGCUGAGCGUGAAGGGUAUCUCCAUCGCCAGCUUCAAUCGUUCGCACCGUCCAGCGAUCUCUCUCUGCCCGCCAACUCCAACUCCGGCCCAAACGUACUACGUUCUACUCUCUGGUGGGGCGAACUCGAACCCUGGAUGGACGAAGAAUACGCAAAACAGGUUUGUGCUCUGAUGGGUUGGGACCCAGUCACCGUCAAAGUUCCAAACGCCGGCCCAGAAGCCGCCGCCCCUCAACCAACCAAUAACUCUGGUUACUGCUAUCUCACGUUCCCCUCACCAGCUAUCGCUUCUGCUGUUCUCAAUCAAGUGAACGGCGGGAGUGCGCAGCCAGUCACGAUGCCAAACUCAAACAAGCCCUUUGUCCUUAACUGGGCUUCUUCUGUUCCUACCGGUCCAAUUGCGCCUUCUUUCCAAACAGCUGGUGUAAUUGUUCCUACGGCACAACCGCAGUUCCCGAAAGAGUACAGCAUAUUUGUUGGUGAUCUUGCGCCAGAAACAUCCAAUUCAGAUCUCGUGGCCGUGUUUCGGAACCCUGUUCUUGGCCUACGGAAUGAUCGUGAGCCCAAGUUCAUUCGACCGUUCUUGAGUUGCAAGAGUGCCAAGAUCAUGCUCGAUCCUGUAACUGGCAUAUCGCGAGGGUAUGGCUUUGUACGAUUUACCGAGGAAACGGACCAACAGCGUGCAUUGAUUGAGAUGCAUGGCCUGUACUGCCUUUCACGCCCAAUGCGAAUAUCUCCUGCCACGGCCAAAUUCAAGCCGCCUCCUAUGCCGACAGAUCUUCCCCAAAUUCAGUUUCCUGGUUCCCCUACUUCUGAUCAGCGGCCAAACCCAGUGACUGUAGCCCUCCCGCUCGGUGGUCAGCCAAGGAGCGUCUCUGCACCUAUGGCAGCCUCGACGAGCGCUGGAACUUCAUCUUCGUUGGCCAGCGUACCCGUCGGUCCCUCCGCUUCCAGCUCAACGUUAAGCGGCUCGAGCUCUAUACCUUCCCUUGGAUCUGAGGUCAGUACAACCGCGUCUUCAGGAGCCUUGUCUUCGAUGUCGUCGGAUGAGAUGCUUGGUCUCUCCGCCAAUGUCCUUGCCCUCGCCCACCAGUAUGCCAACGGUGGCUCCAAUAAUAACACCAAAGGCAUCGUUCCCUCUGGUUCGGUGCAUGACUCACAAGAUCAUUCCGCGGCACCGCGGUACAUCGUCUCCGAAGAGUCGUGGAAACACCACGCCCAAGCGCGUGCUAUCCUUGGCAAUCUCAUUGGACCAAAUGGCGAGCAGCUCACUUCUACCGACCCCUAUAACACGACUGUUUUCGUCGGUGGGUUGUCGCCUUUGAUUUCUGAAGAGACCUUGCGGACGUUCUUUACUCCGUUCGGCGAGAUUCACUACGUGAAGGUGCCCGUCGGCAAACAUUGUGGCUUUGUUCAGUUCGUGCGGAAGGCUGAUGCAGAACGGGCUAUCGAGAAGAUGCAGGGCUUUCCUAUCGGGGGGAGUAGAAUUCGGUUGAGCUGGGGUAGAAGUCAAUAUAAAGCUGCGCAAGCUGCUGCGCAGGCAGCCCAGGCCGCCGCACUUCAGGCUCAGUUCCAUGCUCAGGUGACAUCUGCGCAGCAGGCUCCUCAGAGUCAGAUGACGCCAGAACAGGCGAUUCAACUCUUGCAAAGGCUUGGUCUAUCAGGCCAAGGUCAAACGGGCGGUGGAAGUGAUGGAUCGAACUGCAAUUACGUCGAGGCUGCGAAAAGCAGUGGAUAUUCUGAGGAAAAACUAAGAUCGCUCAUCAUGAACCAGCCACUCUCUGAUAGUCAACUGCCGUACGAUGUGUAUCCAGGGGGGUCCGGACCACGCCCACCAUCAAACAUGAGUUCUGUGGAACACCAUAGAUCACAUCUCACGUCCUCGUUCUCUCCUUUCUCCCCGGACCCGAAUAUGUACACGCGGAGAGGUUCAGACAGCUACGAUCUGCUGCCCCAUUCCAUGAACCACGCGUCGCGCUAUGACAGCAUCAUGGAGUUCAAGGCUGCGACUGCCAAUUCCAAUGAGAGACCCGUUCCCCCUGUACGUACGCCAAGUGGGUCCCAACGAUAUGUUCCGUUCCUGGAUGGCUCUGCCAAGGCGUUUGAGGGUGGGCGUUGCAUGACGCGCCAAGAACCAAUCUCUCGGCCGAACUCCAGUCAGACAUCAUCACAAGGACGCUCGAGUCAAUACGAUGUGCAGGAACACGAUCCCAUCCACGAUCUCAAUGGCACGCUUGCAAGCCUGGAUCUGGACCAGCAUCACACGCAUCUGUCGUCGUCGUCGUCUUGAGUAACGUUGCUCAGAACGUUCCUCGCCCCCACCACGCGCCUCAAUUCAAAUGCCUCCUUUUUGAUUUCGCUGCUCAAUUUCAUCUCCUUGUUUCGUUUUGUUUGUCUGUUUGCCUUGGACCACGACACACUAUUACAUUGGAUCAUGAGCUGGG